Cladophialophora carrionii CBS 160.54 is the source of this 360-nucleotide messenger RNA. RefSeq lists its product as uncharacterized. The record is from RefSeq and is a predicted model, not a curated record. NCBI's taxonomy places the organism in Eukaryota, Fungi, Ascomycota, Eurotiomycetes, Chaetothyriales, Herpotrichiellaceae. Gene Ontology annotation, cellular component: prefoldin complex; cytoplasm. Gene Ontology annotation, molecular function: protein folding chaperone. The transcript has 4 exons. The coding region runs from base 1 to 360 and encodes 119 amino acids. Gene Ontology annotation, biological process: protein folding.
AUGGCGUCUGGACAAGAAGCUGCCCUUCGGAAGCAGCAAGACUUGCAGUCACAGUACUCCAACUAUAAGAACACGCUCCAGUCGCUGGCACAGAAGGUGGGCGAAAUCGAACAAGAAAUAGAAGAACACAAGCUUGUGAUGGAAACACUCGAGCCCCUUCCUCAGGAUCGCAAAUGCUUCCGCCUAAUCAACGGGGUGCUGGUUGAGAGGACCGUGAAAGACGUCUCGCCAGCGCUCAAGACCAACUCAGAUGGGCUAAAGCAGGUCCUCGAGGAGUUGCUCAAACAAUACAAAGCCAAGCAAGAUGAAAUGGACAAGUGGAAGAGGAAAAACAACAUCCAGGUUGUGCAGAACCAGUGA